CCCCAGUUCUCACAGCGCUUCCGGUGUUUACAUGCUCCGAUUCAAGAGGAAUGGAAUUGAUAGAGUGCAUCUGAAAUCGCAAUAUACACUAAAUGUAUGCUUUUAAAUAUUAUUUUCUUGAGCAUUUAAAGUGUCGCACUGUGCUUUUGUGUUUCCCUGAAGAAUCUCAAUAUGGAUAACCGCUGUUACGGCUGUGCAUCAAAGUUCACUCUCUUCAGAAAAGAGUUGGGUUGUAGAAACUGUGGCCAUUCUUUCUGCUCUGGAUGUCUGACAUUCAAUGUUGUGGUGCCAAAAUAUGGAAACAGCCAGCAGAAAGUCUGCAAACAGUGUUAUGGGAACUUAACCAGUUCAGGCAAGCAGACUGAUGCUGGCAGGUGGUCUCCACCUGAAAACUACAAAAAGCGAUUUGCUGCUCUUGAAGCCAAACAAGCUCCGCAGAAUCAGCCCUCCAGACCUGCGGGAGCGAAAAGCAGCUCUGUGAGUCUGAUUUCUACCAGAGGACUCAGUAAAGAGGACCAGAUCAUCGCAGAACGACUCAACAAGCUGAAAGAGGAACCCAAGCCAAAGUCCAUACCGUCAGAGAAGGAGCUGGAGUCUCGUCUCGCUGCCUUAAAGUCCCCGCUUCAGCCCGUGCCGUCUGCUAAAGGCAUGGAGGAGCGUCUGGCUGCCCUACAGGGACGACCGUCGCCCUCUCAAGCCCCACAGCCUGUUCAUCAGCCGCCCGACAGCAGGACUCAGACAGAACAGACCAAUGAUUUGAUCGCCCAGAUGACAGAAGAACUUGCUAUUGAUAACCAGCAUCCAUCUUCAGAGGACGUACCGUUAAACGAUCUUAAUAAACAAGAAGGCGGGGGUGUGAAUGAGAACGAGGAUGAGGGCGAGCUGUCAGUCAAACAGCUGGAGGCGGAGAAGAGCCGUGUGCUGGAGGAGGCCAUGCAGGAGCUGAAGAAAGACAAACACAACCAGCAGCAGAUGCUGGAGAUGGCCAAGAGACUGGCUUUACUGCAGGGACGGGAUCCUGAGCAGGUCGGACCGUCAGAUUUCCAGCAGCCUGACAGUGAUGAGGAGACGGAGGAAGAGGCCAUCAGCAGUGUGAUGAAGCAGUUAUCAGAGGAAGCAGCUCUAGAUGAGGCCAGCGGCUACAACAUCCCACCAGAGCUCAGCGGCCCGAUGAACAGAGAGAAGGACACGUCCAGAAGGAAACCGCUCUCAGCGCCGCGGUCUAAAUCAAAGCCGGCAGCUGCUGUCUCACAGAUCCGGCGCUUAGACGAUGGAGAUUGUGAUGAGGAUGAGGAUGAUGAAGAGCUGCCGUGGUGCUGCAUCUGUAAUCAGGACGCUAUCAUUCGCUGCCACACAUGUGAGCGGGAUCUGUACUGCGCCCGCUGCUUUAGGGAAGGACACGACACAUACGACAGAAAAGAGCAUCGCACUUCCUCAUAUACGGCCCCUAAGAAAGGCAAGAAGAAAACCUGAAACCUCCAUGAGCAGCCUUAUGCUUGAGUAGAAGCUGUUCUGAGCAGCAUUUCCAUGUUGUGAUGAAUAAUUGAAAGGCGAGUAUUGAGGGUGAGAGCGCUGCCAGAGACGUGUGACAGGAAGUGUUUGAGAGCCAUAUACUGACAUUUAAGACGCUACAGGACUCUGUCGUCUUGUACUUACUGUGUUUUUGUGGCUGAUUUAUUUGUUGGCAUCAGCUUUGGCAGAGAUAACAAAAAGACAAAAUUAAAAUAA
Sinocyclocheilus rhinocerous is the source of this 1728-nucleotide messenger RNA. It is a transcript of the gene zfyve19, whose product is annotated as zinc finger, FYVE domain containing 19. Gene Ontology annotation, cellular component: centrosome; midbody; cleavage furrow. NCBI's taxonomy places the organism in Eukaryota, Metazoa, Chordata, Actinopteri, Cypriniformes, Cyprinidae. Gene Ontology annotation, biological process: mitotic cytokinesis checkpoint signaling; abscission. Gene Ontology annotation, molecular function: phosphatidylinositol-3-phosphate binding; metal ion binding. Bases 172 to 1473 code for a protein of 433 amino acids. The transcript is spliced from 13 exons. The record is from RefSeq and is a predicted model, not a curated record.